This is a messenger RNA of Symbiodinium necroappetens, 686 nucleotides long. The record is from the annotation of a GenBank genome assembly. NCBI's taxonomy places the organism in Eukaryota, Dinophyceae, Suessiales, Symbiodiniaceae.
ACUCGCAGAAGGUGGCAUCCAAAGAUGCAGAAGCUUCGGAUGACACUGCCUUCGAGGCUUUUCAUGGACACUGGCACUCCGUCCGUUUGCGGCAGAGGACCCAGGAGGGCUCCCGACGUCGCGGACGCUGGCGAUGGAUCUAUCGCGUUCAGCAGAUCUGCGACUCUGCAUGCGGAGAGCUCGAUGCUGUCCUGGACCAGUUAACAGAGCUGGACCGGCAGAGAUGCGACGUUCUCCGAAAGACCACCGCGCUGCAUGAGCAGUGUGAACAGAUGGUCCAGGAUCAAGACAGAUUAGCCAAAGAGGCCGAGGCCUUAGCUGAGGCGCUAGACUACUUCGACCGCGUGGCGGAUGUUGCGUGCGUGCUGGACCACCAUUCAGCCAACGGCUUCCUCUCCAAUGCGGGAACGGCCGUGGCUUCAGCGGCGUCGGAAAGUCCCGACACCGAGUUCGGAUCUGUGCUCGACAAAAUCGACGGCUCCAUUUCUUUCCUAGAGGCCCACCCAGACUUUUGCCAGGCUUCCGCCUACAUGUCCCAGUUCGAGCAUCUUCGAAACAGGGCAUGCCUCGCCAUGCGCUCCAGCCUGCAGAAAAGCUUGGAGAGAUCGGCCGCGCACGUGGAGCAGCAGCUGAAGGACGCUCAAGCCGUGCCCAACCAGGCACCGGAGUUUCCGAAUUCGCCCUAG